Tigriopus californicus is the source of this 2541-nucleotide messenger RNA. RefSeq lists its product as uncharacterized. The record is from RefSeq and is a predicted model, not a curated record. Gene Ontology annotation, cellular component: endoplasmic reticulum-Golgi intermediate compartment; Golgi apparatus; endoplasmic reticulum. Lineage: Eukaryota; Metazoa; Arthropoda; Copepoda; Harpacticoida; Harpacticidae. Gene Ontology annotation, biological process: endoplasmic reticulum to Golgi vesicle-mediated transport; Golgi organization; intracellular protein transport. The transcript has 5 exons. The coding region runs from base 876 to 1613 and encodes 245 amino acids.
UUAUGGUUAAGAUAAACUUUUUCAAUCAAAGAGAACCAAAGUACCUGAGGCCAGCUUUUUCAAGCUCGCACGCCGGAGUUAGGGGCAUGGACUUUAACCGGUAGGAAACCACGCUCGCCAAAGUGGUGAGCGAAUGCACAUUCUGGAUAACGUCAAAGUCUUAACUCAGAGGUACGAGUUUAAAAAACUCGGUUUUUUUUUUACUGCUCAUACAUUUUUCAAUGAAUGAGUAGCUGCUUUGAUCAAGAAAUGAUGAUGUUGUACCUAACGAGGGCAUAAGAUGUGUUUUAAUGGUCAAAUACGAAAGGUCACUCAAAUUGUAAUGCUUUUAAUGGCGUUUUAUCACGUACCUUCAUUGUCAUGGUGUAAAUUGCUCUUCCGUCAUUUUAGUUACAUGAAGUGCGUGUUUACAUGUUUUAAAUAUCGUACCAUUGUCAUAAUGUCAUAGUCACAACCACAAUCUGGGCACACGUAUGAUUUCCUCUUGCCACGAUGAACUCAUGAUGUGACCCACACCUAUUGGACCAGAGAGUGUCUUGUCACCCUGGAAACGUCUUUGAAUAAAGUCAGUAAAAAGGUGCAUCCCUGAUGAUCUUAUGUGCAUAUGUUUUCCAGCUUACUCUGACACACUUAGACACGUACACUGUGGGUAGGUACGUGCGUACGCACACUACAAGUGCCGCUGUCUGAAGAGGAGAUUUAUAAUAGUUGUGGGGCCAAACAUCAAAGCGUUUGGCCGUGGCCCCUGGCAAAGCACACUUGUUCCACUUGGAACGUGUCCAUGCCAGAGCAUUGUUCCUCUUUUCAGAGGCAUCUUAGAGUUGUUCCGUUCGUUCCUCAUUUCCAUCAUUGGAUGCCUAUUGCCUAACCUGAUCAUGAAACGCCUCUCCUCCGGCAUGGUUCUUCUGUGGAUGACAUUUCAAGUAACUCAAAGCGAGGUGAUCUUCGACGAGAACGGACAGGUGAAUUCAUCCAAUGGCAUGGAUUUUCAACGCUUCUACGUAUCCCGGAUCGAGUACAUGGAACGAUUUUGCUUUAAUAUUGAGGUUGAGGCCAAUCAAGAAGUGAAGUAUGCCUUUGAGGUCCUCAAUGCCAACCCCAAGAACGCUCGGAAGCUGACCCUAACCCUGACGGUAGCUAAUUCCAGUUCAUUAGUGAUAGCCCACGAAGUGGAAACAUCUGAGGCCUCGUUUAAGUACAAGACCCCGGUGGAAAACGAUUUGCUCUUCUGUCUCUCAACCAGUGUUGGACCAUACAUUCCCCGUGAAGCAUUUUGGGAGAUCAGUGUGACUGGGAUGGUGGAUGAGUCCAAGCUUAACUCUAAUAUUGAGGAGGCAGUCGUUCAAGCGGCCGUGCUGGAGUCAAGUCAGGAGACAAUGCACCGGUUGAAUCAAAUCCAAGUCCGUUUACAAAUCGGUCAACAACUUCAAACCUUAUACAAAGCUCAUAACACCAAGGACAAUCACUACGCCGAGGCUUUGAAUGCCAUGGUGGAUCAAUGGAGUUUGACGCAUGUGGUGUUGGUGGUGAUGUGCUAUAUGGCCCAGGUGUAUUUCCUGAAAAGACUCUUCCUCAGUCCAGAGACCUCUUCUCGUCACAAGAUGAGGGCCUAAAUGAGACGAGGGCACCAACAUGGUUCAUCACAACCACUAUUCCAAUCUUUACGUACACAAAUGAUGGAGAUGAGAUUUCUCUUGGCUGCCAGAGUUCAUAACCCAAUAAUAGUGAGAAGAGAAAUAGCCAAAGGAGAUUACGAAAACAGAAUGAAGGCAGAGGCCGAUGAAGAUGAGAAAUACGGGGAAGGAGAGCCAAGCCCGAGUAAAACUUUCGUUCUGCAAGUGGCUCUUUCAUCAUAUUGACGCUUUCAAAGCAUUAACGCCACCACCUCCUCCUCCAGCCUUCUCUGUCUUGCACUGUCUUUCUCUCCUUGAGCACCUUGAGAUUUUCCCCAGUCCCUCCCUGCCAAUGGUUCUUCCUCUGUAUGUGUGUGCUUGUAACCCCUUGUCAAAAAAUGACCCUCUGUUCCGGCUCUCACGGUUCCACUAGGCAGAUAACCAACCAACCAACCAACCAACCAACCAACCAACCAACCAACCCACUUGGGUGCUAGAAAUGGCAACAGUGGUGCUGGUAGUGGAAGAUGUCGUCGUUUCCCCUUCUUUCGCUCGUACUCGUCCUGUGUGAGUUAGUUCCGUUCCGUGCAGUCCUUGCUGCUGCAUGAGUUCUGAGCUGUUUAAGCCGAGGAUGGAAAAGACGAUUCAUGGAAUGAACGAGUGUCCAUUUUCCCACCCAUACCAUUCCGCCCAUCUCACGAGAGAAACAGACACCGCCCAUCACCCAUCACCUACAGUCUAGCCAUAUAUUUAUCUAUCUAUCUAUCUAGUUACCUUCAUUUUUGAAUCUGUAUCCCCUUUCAAUAACGAUGGAUAUCAAACAUUUUCCUAACACUUGAUCGUUUUGAACACUUACUUUCAAUUUGGCGAAUGCAAAAUGAGUUAUUCAGAGAAAAUCCAGCGCAAUACAUUUUGCGGUUGAUAAAGA